Messenger RNA from Myotis lucifugus (little brown bat), 1794 nucleotides. Its product is annotated as thyrotropin-releasing hormone-degrading ectoenzyme-like. Gene Ontology annotation, cellular component: cytoplasm. Lineage: Eukaryota; Metazoa; Chordata; Mammalia; Chiroptera; Vespertilionidae. Gene Ontology annotation, molecular function: metalloaminopeptidase activity; zinc ion binding; peptide binding. The record is from RefSeq and is a predicted model, not a curated record. Bases 146 to 910 code for a protein of 254 amino acids. Gene Ontology annotation, biological process: peptide catabolic process; proteolysis. The transcript has 7 exons.
UGACGUUUUCUGACUAUGCAGAGCGGGCUAUUUGCCUCAGAGCAUUCCCCUGGAGAUUAUCAGAUACCUGUCUGAGGAGAAGGAUUUCCUUCCUUGGCACGCUGCCAGCCGGGCUCUUUAUCCUCUCGAUAAAUUACUGGACCGCAUGGAGAAAUACAAUGUCUUCAAUGAAUAUAUUUUAAAGCAAGUUGCGACAACAUACAUCAAGCUUGGAUGGCCAAAAAACAGUUUUAAUGGAUCUCUUGUUCAAGCGUCCUACCAACAUGAAGAACUCCGUCGGGAAGUUAUAAUGCUGGCCUGCAGCUUUGGCAACAAGCAUUGUCACCAACAGGCAUCGACACUUAUUUCAGAUUGGAUUUCCAGCAACAGGAACAGAAUACCACUAAACGUCAGAGACAUCGUCUACUGUACAGGAGUUUCACUGCUAGAUGAGGAUGUCUGGGAAUUCAUAUGGAUGAAAUUCCACUCCACCACAGCAGUUUCCGAGAAGAAAAUAUUAUUAGAAGCCUUAACUUGCAGUGAUGACAGGAAUUUAUUAAAUAGGCUUCUGAAUCUGUCACUGAAUUCUGAGGUGGUGCUGGAUCAAGAUGCAAUUGAUGUCAUAAUCCAUGUAGCUCGAAAUCCACAUGGCCGGGACCUUGCCUGGAAGUUUUUCAGAGAUAAGUGGAAGAUAUUGAAUACCAGGUAUGGAGAGGCAUUAUUUAUGAAUUCCAAACUUAUCAGUGGAGUUACAGAAUUUCUUAAUACUGAAGGUGAACUCAAAGAGCUAAAGAACUUCAUGAAGAACUAUGAUGGAGUAGCCGCUGCCUCUUUCUCAAGAGCAUUGGAAACCGUCGAAGCCAAUGUGCGCUGGAAAAUGCUUUACCAAGAUGAGCUUUUCCAAUGGUUAGGAAAAGCUGUGAGGCACUAAUUCAACUUAACAUUUCUACGAGAAGGCCUGCUUUAUGCAGAAUGAGGAGAAUGGCCAGACUUUCAGUGUUAACGUGUGGGAGGAUUUUUUUUUAAUUGUUGGUCAUGGGGGAUUUUUUUUGUUUUAUCUCAUUCAUCCUGCUUUGUUUCCUUAUUGGGUGUUCUUCUUUAAAGAAAUUCUUGCAAGUGAAACUAGCCAUGAUUGCUUCAGCUGUACAUUCCUUGCUCUACAGGACCAAAUAUGAUAGUGGUGCAUGUUGAUGUUGCAGUCAGUUUGAAAAAACACAUUCAGAAUACUUUGUGCAUGGUUGUUGGUCCUACCUGUGUUCCAGCAUGCUUAUUUAAAAUGUCCAAUGCUGUCUACUCCAAUGUUACAUCCAGGAUGGGCAUUAUACAAAAGCACAAAGAUUAUCUAUGACAAUCAGUGUUGCAAUGAAAGGAAAAAAAAAGGAAAUUGUAGUCUUAGUCUUGGGCAUUGUAAGAGGUAAAAUAGCCCUUUAAGUGAUUAAGAUCACUUAUUUCAGCACUUGAAUUGUCCUGCAAUGAUUAUUGUGUUGUUAACCCAUUUUUUUAAAGGUGUUAAAAAAAUAAGGCAUAUAGAUAGUGUAUGCAUAUGUCAAUGUACAUAGGGAAACCCCAUAUGUAUAUAGUAUGUUGUACACUGUACUUCUUCAAAGAAUCUCUUCAGAUCAAAGAAAAUGUAACUCUUUUUAUAAACUUCUGCAAACUUUGAAAAGGCUGAAAAUAAUUUAUCUCAACACUAUCCUUCUUGACAAUUUCCUGACUAAGUUUCUCAACUGUUAUGAAUUUGUUUCGUCUACUUCCUUAACAGUGGUCUAUUCUACCAUAUAAAAAAUGAACUCAAGCAAAAUUCAUGUAUAAACU